CAGAUUUUCACUCCAGAUCACUCAAAAAGCCAAUCUCCGCGCCUUCAAGCCACUCUCCUAGGCAUUGUAUCCACAUCUACCACACUGCACUCGCACGCGCGACUAGCACUUAAUCUCAUCCAAGUAGUUGAGUCACAUCUUGACACUCCCACCUAGGGAGUAUUCAUCCAAAGUGAUCUUGAAUCAUCAUCAUCAUCAUCAUAUCUAUUAUAUCACCAGUUCGUCAACACAAUGGCGGUUACAACCAUCGAUAUCAUCCCUAAGACCUCUUCCUCUCCGCUGUCCUCCAACAACCCUUCCAUGAAUAAGCGCUGGCCCCCUCUUGCCGACAAGACCUCCCUCCCCUACAAGCUCACCACUUUGUCGCGUCAGAAAUUGGCCCGCGAGGCCACUGCUCCCGACCCGGACAUCCGUCGCUGCCUUGGUCACUUCCGCCUGCACUGCCGGUCCAUGGAAUGGGCGCAGAAGGAUAUGUCGACGCGCAUCAACUCGUUCGAGAUGGAGGACGACGAGUCCGAGGAUGAGGAGGACCGGGACGAUGAGAACAAGAAGCUUCCCGACGACCGCAAGGACGAAGACCUCACUUCGAUCAAGCCGGCCUCCACUGAGCCUGCCGACAAAGCUACCUCUGAACUGGAGACCACCACAGUCCACGUGAGCUUCCACGUCUCGGCACCUCCAGCUGCCGAUAAGGAGAAGGAGAAGGAAGGGCUUCUCGAGAAGGGCCGCAACUGCUUGGAGAAGACGGUGCAAAGGAAACACUUCUGGCCCUCGCCGGGUCAAUGCCUGCCUGUUCGGAUUGCAGGUUGAUUUUCCACGACGCUAUCAACUACUCAACCCAUCUCUCAACUCUCUUGAUACCUCGACAUCCUAUCUUCAAAACGACUCACCUCUUCGCCUACAAAACAUGUCUCAAAUCCGACCAAACAAAAUCCCGAAAAUCCACCACAAACCUACCACC
Aspergillus aculeatus ATCC 16872 is the source of this 961-nucleotide messenger RNA. RefSeq lists its product as uncharacterized. Bases 232 to 810 code for a protein of 192 amino acids. The transcript has a single exon. The record is from RefSeq and is a predicted model, not a curated record. NCBI's taxonomy places the organism in Eukaryota, Fungi, Ascomycota, Eurotiomycetes, Eurotiales, Aspergillaceae.